UAUUGACAGUAUAACACAAAAACCAUUUGACGAAUUAACAAAAAGUGAAAAAAAGAAAAAAGAAAAAAAGACAAGUUAGUUUUUGUCCGUUACGCGUUCGUCCACAACCGAGCUUAAUUUAUUGAAGAAAUUAAAAAUUACUAAAUUUAGCCAUUCUCUGUAUAGAAAUGCUGAAAAUCUGAAAGACUGCAACUGCACUGCCAUGAUGCUGCUAUGCAACUAUCUUUUCAUCACCGAUUCAAACCACCAAUAAGAAUCAAUCAUCAGGUAGGAUAAUCCGAUUCAGACCAAUCCCAGAAUUACAAUCCAACUAUUCCCUAUUCCACUUUUUAAUAAGGCAAAAAGAAGAAGAAGAAGAAGAAGAAGAAGAACACCCCGGGGUGCCAAAAUUAUUCAGAAAUUUCUGUUGUGAAAAAAGGGAUGAUGGCAAGCAAGAGAAGCUUACAGGUUGUCUUGAAGAGGGCUUACUGUGGAACGAUCAGACAUGUUAGGAAUUAUGGUGCAGUUUCCCAGGAAAUCGCCCCUUCUUCUCCAUCGUCAUCUUCUUCCGAACAUCUCAUCAAUACGGAGUAUCAGUGCAGCGCUCACAAGUAAAAUGUUUCGCACACCGUCUUUUUUUGUAAUUUUUUUUUUCCAGCUGGGUUUUGCUUAAUUUGCUCUUUGGUUUUCGUAUUUUGUAUCCCUGUUCUCGAGGACAGGAGAUGUGCUAAGUUUACCUUAGAUGAUCAAACUCUGUUUUCCUUAUUCAUAGAUUUUUUUUCCAGCUGUUAAAAAUUGAAAUAUAGGUGUUUGAUAUACUGUUGUCUAAUCAUCGUGUGGAUAACUUUACAAUUGGAUGGGGAAUUAUAUUACUUGGUUGCAAAGCAGCAAGCUCUUCGUUUUGGUCUAAUGAAUUAGCUGUGGCAUGUUCUUAUAUGAGACAGAAUUUGCAUUCUGUUAGAAUUAGAUGACCCAAUAUCGGCCGUACCCUAGCCCUGAAAUGACCCAGAUUCCCACAUAUUGAAUCUUUUUUUCAACAAUUGAGAAAUUCUACUAAACGUUCAGAAUCUGGCUUUUGUCAACAUGAAAUUGUUUACCUCAGUUGAACGUAUUUCAACUUGUAUUUCAGUGUCUCAAUGGAAUGGCAAUUUCUUGUAUUCACUGGACACUAAGAUGUCUUAUUAUCCCGAGGUUGUGGUAAACAGCAAAAAAAGGAAGUUCGAUUAGAAUGCAGAGAGUUUUGUUUUCACAAUACAGUUAGAGAAAUGUAAUGUUAGUCAGCUCUAAGAAUAUUGCUCGAACAGAUUUGAAGAAAAUCUGACGCACCAACAACUUAUGUCCUUUGAGUGCUUCAAUAAAACUAUGAUUAUGAAUGACUACUGAUACACUAUCUUGUAAUUAUUGCAGUUAUCAUCCAAUCCCAAUGGUUUUUUCUCAAGCGAAGGGAUCAUAUGUAUGGGAUCCAGAAGGAAAAAAGUAUCUUGACUUCUUAUCUGCUUACUCUGCAGUAAAUCAGGGUCAUUGUCAUCCGAAGAUCAUGAAAGCACUAGUUGAGCAGGCUGAAAAGCUCACCCUUAGUUCUCGCGCAUUUUACAAUGAUAGAUUCCCUGUAUAUGCUGAGCGUCUAACCAGCAUGUUUGGAUAUGAUAUGGUGCUCCCGAUGAAUACUGGUGCCGAAGGUGUAGAGACAGCUUUGAAGUUGGCACGGAAAUGGGGAUAUAUGAAAAAAAAUAUCCCAAGAGAAGAGGGUAUCAUUGUCUCGUGUUGUGGCUGCUUUCAUGGCCGCACGCUGGCUGCUAUAUCUAUGAGCUGUGACAAUGAGGCUACUCAAGGCUUCUGGCCUUUGUUGCCUGGUCUUCUCAAAGUUGAUUUUGGUGAUGUGCAUGGCCUUGAGAAGAUAUUUAGAGAAAAAGGUCAAAACAUUGCUGGUUUCUUGUUUGAACCUAUUCAAGGGGAGGCAGGGGUUAUAGUACCUCCAAUGGGUUAUCUAAAAGCUGUUAGAGAUCUUUGCACAAAGUAUAAUGUUCUAAUGAUUGCUGAUGAGAUACAAAGCGGACUUGGUCGUUCUGGAAGACUGCUUGCUUGUGACUGGGAGGAUGUUCGCCCUGAUGUUGUUAUAUUAGGGAAGGCAUUAGGUGGUGGAGUGCUACCUGUGAGUGCAGUGCUUGCAGACAAGGAUGUUAUGCUUUGUAUCCAACCUGGGGAGCAUGGAAGUACUUUUGGCGGAAAUCCUUUGGCUAGUGCGGUUGCCAUUGCUUCAUUAGAUGUGAUAAUGGAAGAAAGACUUGCUGAGAGAUCUGCUCAAAAAGGAGAGGAGCUCAGGCAACAGUUAUUGAAUGUACAGCAGCGAUUUCCUGAAAUUAUAAAGGAAGUUCGAGGGAGAGGCCUAUUCAAUGCUGUUGAACUUAAUAGCAAGGCCUUGUUUCCGGUGACAGCCUAUGACAUAUGUCUGAGGCUGAAAGAGAGGGGCAUUCUAGCAAAACCAACUCAUGAUUCUAUAAUAAGAUUGACCCCGCCACUCACAAUGGGUUCGGAUGAGCUUCAACUCGGCUCAAAAGCACUGUAUGAUGUUCUGGAACUUGAUUUGCCUCAGAUGCAGUUGGAAAAGCCUAAGAGCAUGCCAAAUGUGCAGCCUAAAGUUUGUGAUCGCUGCGGGCGCAAUUCAUAUUGAUCUACAUGAAAUUUGACCAAAGUUUCACCCCUGAUGUGCCAAAGUUCUACAUGGUCCUAUUGAAACGUUGGUUCUGCUUAACAGAGGUGCUGUUUCCUUACAAAAGCCAAUAUGUUCCGUCAAGAUUUCAUGGCCUCCGGCUUGAGUGUUUCUUUUUUACACAAUUCAAUCGAAGAUAGCAAUCUUUUUACUUGCCAUUCCACGAAAAUUCAAUACAAGCCGAAUCAAAUUGAGCUCUAAAUGACAUCAAUAUAGAUAGUCCUUUCUAAACUUCUAUCUAAAGCAAGGCCGAUUGCUGUAGCUUUGUGAAUGAACAGUUACACAGAUUUUUUGCACAUGAAUUUUCGCAGUUCCUUGUGUAUUUAUCAAGAAAAUGGAAUAAGGAUUUAGAGGAAGACCUGCAUUCAGGAUGAAACCCACUAAUUAACUCUGCUUGUUUUAGUGUAUUUGCUCCUCUUUUUUCUUUUGUUCUUCCCGGGGUCAGUCUUGCAUUUGAUACAUUUGAGGUGAGCGAGUUUUCGAAUUUGGAGGUAUAGAUUUUUUAAAUUUUUACGGAAGCAUUGGGAUCCAGAAAACAUCAAAAUAAGUAGAU
This is a messenger RNA of Oldenlandia corymbosa var. corymbosa, 3242 nucleotides long. NCBI's taxonomy places the organism in Eukaryota, Viridiplantae, Streptophyta, Magnoliopsida, Gentianales, Rubiaceae. The record is from the annotation of a GenBank genome assembly.